UACCGCCAUUUUGAAACAGUGUCAUGAUCAUAGUUUGAGUCGAGCUAGUGAAAGUGGAGUUUGGAUAUAUUGCUAUCCAAAUAAAUUGUUUAAGACUUAAAGAUAAUUAUGUUUUCAAGUGGAGCGACGAGUUUUGGUGGAACAAGCACUGGAUUUAGCGGUUUUAGUAGUGUAAAUUCGACUAAUAACUUAGGUCUUGGAAAUACAGACAACCCUAUGAAAGAUAUCGAAGUCCAGUCACCUCCAGAAGACACAGUUAGUGCGGUUCGAUUCAGUCCUAAAGCUGAUUUCCUGAUUGCUUCGUCUUGGGCAAAUGAUGUUCGAUGCUGGGAAGUUCAAGAGAAUGGGCAAACUAUUCCAAAAGCACAGAAAACACAUGCAGGGCCAAUAUUAGACUGUGCAUGGCAUGAUGAUGGGAGUAAAGUGUUUACAGCUUCUGUAGAUAAGCAAUGUAAAGUAUGGGACUUGAAUGCGAACCAAGACAUGCAAGUUGCACAGCAUGAUGGCCCAGUUAAGACAUGUCAUUGGGUGCAAGCUCCAAACUACAGUUGUCUAAUGACUGGCAGCUGGGACAAAACUCUGAAAUUUUGGGAUCUGAGGCAAUCAAAUCCUAUCCUGACUCUACAGUUACCUGAGAGGUGUUAUUGUGCUGAUGUAGUCUAUCCCAUGGCAAUUGUCGGCACUGCACAACGGGGAAUUAUUUGUUAUCAACUGGAAAACCAGCCUUCAGAAUAUAAGAGAAUAGAGUCACCACUAAAAUAUCAGAAUCGCUGUGUAAGYAUCUUUAAAGACAGCAAAAAGAAUGGCCAGCCAGUUGGAUUUGCACUGGGCUCAGUGGAAGGAAGGGUUGCUAUUCAUUUUAUUCAACCACAAAACCCGAAAGAUAACUUCACCUUCAAGUGUCACAGAUCCAAUGGGACAACUGCCAACAUCCAAGAUAUUUAUGCAGUAAAUAACAUUGCAUUCCACCCUGUUCAUUUUUGUCUGCUGUCAACUGUUGGUUCAGAUGGAAAAUUCAGUUUCUGGGACAAAGAUGCACGUACCAAAUUAAAGACGUCAGAACAACUCAACCUUCCCAUCACAAGUUGCUGUUUCAACUCCAAGGGAAACAUAUUUGCUUAUGCGUCAGGAUAUGAUUGGUCAAAGGGACACGAAUACUAYAAUCCACAAGUCAAGCCUAAAAUUCUCCUCAGAAGCUGCGCAGAUGAACUCAAACCAAGGAAAGGGAAAUAAAUUCGUGCACAUGUAYAUAACRCAGGUCAUUCAUUGGUCAUUCCUACUCUUCAACRCAAGAAUGUAAAGUCAAGCAUUUAUUGGUUAGCAGAACAUGUACAGUAUAGAGACUAAMAAAUUAAGAACACAGAGGGACAUAGAGUACUCUGAAUUGACGCCURUGGUGCAUGCACUGUACUACACAAUACAUUUGUUAAUAUACAUUAAUGGAGCAUAUAUUUUGUAUGAAAACGUUUGGCCCACAUGUAAACGAAAUGUGGUACAGAUUUCAAGUCUGAAAUAAAUUUAAAAAUAAAUUUGUUUCUUAA
Molecule: messenger RNA, 1541 nt
Organism: Exaiptasia diaphana
Lineage: Eukaryota; Metazoa; Cnidaria; Anthozoa; Actiniaria; Aiptasiidae
Product: mRNA export factor
Exons: 10
Coding region: 109-1233 (374 amino acids)
Biological process (GO): RNA export from nucleus; transcription-dependent tethering of RNA polymerase II gene DNA at nuclear periphery
Cellular component (GO): nuclear pore
Molecular function (GO): RNA binding; ubiquitin binding
Source: RefSeq, a predicted model, not a curated record